AUGUUCUCCAUGUUACGACGGAUAAAGCUCGAUCCGUCCCAGUAUACAUAUCGCACAUACAUUGUGAGCUCGGGGGAUAACUUCAGCGCCACGAAGGCAGUAGAGUUCGAGACUCGAUAUGUCAAUUCCGUCCAAAAAGCAACUGCGGUCGACCGUAGCCCGGCAGAAUCAUACGCUAUUGUGACAGUGCCGCGCGCACGUCGCGUACAUCAGUCAUUUCUGACGGCACCCUUUUCAACCCUCAGAUCUUUCUGGGCAUGUCUUCUUGUCUUGCGUGGACAAUAUGCUGACCAAAGGCGGCCUCCUUCAAUGAGUUCGGCGUAUCCGGAUGUGAUUCUUACGAAUGGACCUGCUACGGCGGUUUGCGUUAUACUAGCUGCCAGGCUCCUCCGUCUGUAUAAUUUCAUCAGAGGCUUCGUUCCGUUCAAAAAGGCCUUGGGAGGUGAGAACUUAGCACCGACUGAUCACCAACUCCGUACGAUUUUCAUAGAAUCAUGGGCCCGUGUGACAACUUUGAGUCUAUCGGGUAAGAUACUGUUACCUUUUGCUGACCGUUUCCUCGUUCAAUGGCCUGGACUAGAAGGGAUGAGAGCGUGGAAGGGCAUGAGGAAGACGGAAUACGUGGGCAUGCUUGUGGAUUGA
This is a messenger RNA of Aspergillus nomiae NRRL 13137, 642 nucleotides long. Its product is annotated as glycosyltransferase family protein. Gene Ontology annotation, biological process: dolichol-linked oligosaccharide biosynthetic process. Lineage: Eukaryota; Fungi; Ascomycota; Eurotiomycetes; Eurotiales; Aspergillaceae. The coding region runs from base 1 to 642 and encodes 213 amino acids. The transcript has a single exon. The record is from RefSeq and is a predicted model, not a curated record. Gene Ontology annotation, cellular component: UDP-N-acetylglucosamine transferase complex.